Messenger RNA from Carassius auratus (goldfish), 5028 nucleotides. RefSeq names its product glutamate receptor ionotropic, kainate 4-like. The record is from RefSeq and is a predicted model, not a curated record. Gene Ontology annotation, molecular function: ligand-gated monoatomic ion channel activity; signaling receptor activity. NCBI's taxonomy places the organism in Eukaryota, Metazoa, Chordata, Actinopteri, Cypriniformes, Cyprinidae. Gene Ontology annotation, biological process: monoatomic ion transport. The transcript is spliced from 21 exons. Gene Ontology annotation, cellular component: membrane. Bases 824 to 3721 code for a protein of 965 amino acids.
UGUCUCGAGAAGAAGAGAGCAGCGUGAAGGAGUGAGAGCUCAGAGCUGUAUCAGUGCAGGUCCUGAAGCACGAGAGAGAAGAGAGAGAGAGAGAGAGAGAGAGAGAGAGAGAGAGAGCUAAUGGGCUCUUAUUACACGCGUUUAAACCCGUUAUUUAAAACGAUUCAUUUCUGGAAAGAGCAAGAAGGGAAGUGAAGAAAAGAGAUCAAAAGAAGAACGCCAACCGAUGUUUGACUUAAUUUGACAUGAGAGAGGAUAUCAGUUUCAUUUAUUUCUCUGGGAUGCGGAUUUUUCCCCUUCUUUUCUUGACAGCGUGCGUCUGCCCCGCAUCGCUCGUAUCACACGGAUAUAUACAGAGAACAAAUUAAGAUGAAGUGACCUUCGAAAGUAGUUUUUGACGGCGUACCGCUCGCUAGGGUUUUAUUUUUCCUCUAUUCGUGUUCACCAGCGUUGCACCGGGCACGAGGGAACGGCGGGAAUUGAUAGGGCACGCGCGCAGUGCUUAUUAAACAGCAGCUGACCACUAAAGCUCACAUCAAGCCAAAUAAAACACUACCAGAAGAAAUAACACCACUGAUUUUGUUAUACAGAAAACGCGGGGGCAUAAAAACGACGAGCUUUAAAACAGGUCGGUUCAUACGGUGGGUUUAGGUGGCGAGUGGACGGGACUCUGAUGUGGAGUGCUGCCCCUGAGCUGAGUGCCCACUACUAGAUCAGCAACUUCCUGCGCCUCAGGAUGGAUUAGAGCUUCACGCCUCCGGAGAUCAAAGGUGGCUGUGUGAAGGGGGACCCCCAGGGCUGGACCCAUGAGGAGUCAAAGAAGAUGCUCGCAGCCUGGGCGCCUCUGCUCUUCUUAGCCAUGUGGGUGAGAAACGCCACCAGUGGUCCGCUCUCAUUCAGAAUAGCUGCCAUUCUUGAUGACCCGAUGGAGUGUAGCCGCGGGGAGCGACUGGCCAUCACUCUGGCGAAAGACAGCAUCAACCGUUCCAGCAACCGCUCCACCACAGGGAAGCUGGAGGUGGACAUCUUUGAGCUGCUCCGAGACAGUGAAUACGAGACAGGGGAAACUAUGUGCCAGAUCAUGUCCAAGGGGGUUGUGGCGGUCCUGGGUCCCUCUGCCAGCCCAGCAUCCAACUCCAUCAUCAGUAAUAUCUGCGGAGAGAAAGAGGUGCCGUACGUGAAGGUGGCUCCAGAGGACAUACUGAAGGUGCAGUUUCCUCGCUUUACCACGCUGGACCUCAGGCCCACUAAUACAGACAUCAGCAUGGCUGUCGCUGGACUGCUAACGUUCUUCAACAGCAGCACGUCGUGUCUCAUAUGUGCUCAGGCCGAUUGCCUAUUAAACCUGGAGGUGUUACUGCGCCAGUUUCUCAUCUCCAAGGAAACCCUUUCCGUUCGCAUGCUUGAUGACAGCCAGGAUCCCACCCCCCUUCUCAAGGAGAUCCGUGAUGACAAGACUGCCACCAUCAUAGUGGAUGCCAACGCCACCAUGUCUCACGUUAUUUUGGAAAGGGCCUCAGAGUUGGGGAUGCUGUCAGUGUACUACACCUACAUCCUGACUUCCUUGGAAUUUUCUCUGCUACGAUUGGACGAUUUAGCUGAUCAACGAGUCAACAUCGUCGGGUUUUCAGUCUUCAACAGGACACAUCCUUUCUUUGAGGACUUCGUCCUCAGCCUCAAUCGAUCCUGGCAGGAGAACUGUGAUCAUGCUCCUUUUGCAGGAACACCACUUUCGUCAGCGCUGCUGUUUGAUGCGGUACACACGGUGGUGGCAGCCGUGCAGGAGCUGAACCGUAGCCAGAACGUAGGAGCCACUCAGCUCUCCUGCAAGUCCUCUAAGAUCUGGGAGCACGGCACAAGUCUGAUGAACUACCUGAGGAUGGUAGAGUUGGAAGGUCUAACAGGCCGCAUCGAGUUCAACAGCAAAGGCCAGCGCUCGAACUAUGCCCUCCGGAUCAUGCAGAACAGCAGGGAUGGCCUAAGGCAGAUUGGACAGUGGCAUUCAGAGCAAGGACUGUCCAUGGAGAGGAAGCUUCCAUCACUUAACGUGACAGACACGCUAUUCAACACCACUCUCACCAUAACAACCAUCCUGGAGAAUCCAUAUGUAAUGCUGAGAGCCAAUCACCAGGAACUUGAAGGGAACGAGCGCUACGAAGGUUUCUGCGUGGACAUGUUAAAGGAGUUGGCAGAUAUCCUGAAGUUCAAGUACCGCAUUCGACUAGUUGGGGACGGUGUGUAUGGCGUGUCGGGCACCAAUGGCACAUGGACAGGCAUGGUGGGAGAGCUCAUCAGCAGGAAGGCUGACUUGGCUGUGGCUGCCCUGACCAUCACGGCUGAGAGGGAGAAGGUCAUUGAUUUCUCCAAACCCUUCAUGACUCUGGGGAUCAGCAUCAUGUACCGAGUGCACAUAGGAAGAAGACCGGGGUAUUUCUCCUUUUUGGAUCCGUUCUCUCCUGGGGUUUGGCUUUUCAUGUUGCUGGCGUACCUGGCGGUGAGCUGCGUGCUCUUUCUGGUUGCGAGGCUAACACCUUAUGAAUGGUACAACCCUCACCCCUGCCUGAAGGGGCGCUGCAGCCUGCUCAUUAACCAGUAUUCUCUGGGCAACAGUUUCUGGUUUCCUGUGGGUGGUUUCAUGCAGCAAGGCUCCACCAUCGCCCCCAGAGCCCUGUCCACACGCUGUGUCAGUGGAGUAUGGUGGGCCUUCACCUUGAUCAUCAUCUCUUCCUACACAGCCAACUUGGCGGCCUUUCUCACUGUGCAGAGGAUGGAGGUGCCCAUCGAAUCCGUGGAUGAUCUGGCUGACCAAACGGCCAUCCAAUACGGCACCAUGCACGGCGGGUCCACCAUGACCUUCUUCCAGAACUCCCGCUACCAGACGUACCAGCGCAUGUGGAACUUCAUGUACUCCAAGCAGCCCAGCGUGUUUGUGAAGAGCACUGAGGAGGGCAUCGCCCGAGUGCUCAACUCUAAUUAUGCGUACCUGCUGGAGAGCACCAUGAACGAGUACUACCGCCAGCGCAACUGCAAUCUCACCCAGAUCGGAGGCCUGCUGGACACCAAGGGCUAUGGCAUUGGCAUGCCUCUGGGCUCGGUCUACAGAGAUGAGUUUGACCUGGCCAUACUCAAACUACAGGAGGAAAACCGCUUAGAAAUCCUGAAGAGGAAAUGGUGGGAUGGUGGCAAGUGUCCAAAAGAGGAGGAUCAUCGAGCGAAAGGUCUGGGCAUGGAGAACAUCGGUGGGAUCUUCGUGGUGCUUGUGUGUGGUCUUCUGGUGGCCAUCUUCAUGGCGGUGUUGGAGUUUGUGUGGAUGCUGCGUCAUACGCCAGCAACAGAGCUGUCCGUGUGCGAGGAGAUGCUACGAGAGCUGCAGGGCAUCGUGCUGUGUCAGGACAGCCUGCAGUUACGGCGCAGGCGCGGAGCCAGCGUGUUGCGACCGCAGCCUCUGCCCCUGGACGAGCGACGGGCGCGGGCGGCAGCGGCGAGCCUCAGCAACGGCAAGCUGUGCACAGGCACAGGCCUAUCCGAACCCCUCUCCCACAGACUCGCGCAGGAGGCCGCCUUGGUGGCGAGAGGGUGCAGUCACAUUCGCAUCUGCCCGGAGUGCCGGCGCUUCCAGGGCAUUCGAGUGCGCCCGGCCGGCCCUCCAGGAGCAUCGCCCAGCCACAGCGAGGAGAGUAUAGAGUGGGAGAACGGCACCAACAACAGUGAACACGAAUAACCUCUCAGAUCUGUGGCGGAUAGAUGUUAAACGACAGCUUUGCUGGACCCAGGGAUUAUGGGAGCACAGGCGCCGGAGAAGCUGUCCGUGCUGCUCAAUUCAGCCCAGGAGCUGCAUCUGGUUUCUGUACACUGUCCUUACAGCCCUCUGCUUUCGGAGGACACAGCAGAGGGGCUAUGUACUAUGCAGUAUAUUUGUCUUACUGUGCUGUUGGUUUAUUUUUAAAUUAUUCCUCUUUUGUUGUGAUACCACUAUAUUGCUAUUAUCUCCUUCUCACAACACCGGUUUAGUUUGGUUUUUCACACGGCGGACGGCUGCAGACUGUGUCAAACCACGCGCAACCCUUUUUUAGAGUGCCAAAAUACUUUGUAUUGAUUCUGUGUUGUUGCCGUCUCAUUCCGGCCCCUGAAGGAGUAACUAUCAAGAGAACUGAACUCAAAAACAACUAUGAUCUGUUUUUAUUAAUAGUCAUAUUCUAUUAAAAAGGUUUCUGAAUGUUUGACGUGCAUGUAAGAGGGAUUUAGAUGCUACUGAAUGAAGAAGAACAUGGGAAUUAUAUUUUUUCUGGUUGAAGACAGACGUUCUGUAUUUUGCCUUUCAUUCUUUUAAGUUUUGAUUCCUUUUAUUGCACCCCCCGGAUAUGAAAACUGCACAUAAUUGUUGGAAAGUGGAAGAUUAUGCGCCCAUUUAGAAAACUUGCAUUGGGAAACUAACUAGGAUUUAUGCCAAUUUCCAUUCACCCUUAUUUUUGCCAUUCCUGCGGGGCGCUUGGAGGUGUCCGAUGCGUUCACUUUCUAGAAAACAUCAGGAAAGUGAGAUCUGAGGUGAUUGCAUUCAUCUGUACCACUCAAUACAUGAUGAAAUCAACUACAGACAGGGUCACUCCAUCUAGACACACCUGUGUGACGAGACAUUGGAGAUCAUAGGCCUAUAUACAUUCAGGUAUUUCUUUAUAUUAAAUAACAUCUCAUGUUUCAUGUUUAUUUUCUUGUUUGAAACCAUGAAACGUUCAUUAGUUCAUGUGACAUCUUGGAGUCAUACUUUUGUUGAACACCCUUUUAAAGCUGGAAUCAGUUUUUCAACGCACCACAGCUGAAGCAGAAUUUGGAUACUAAAAUGAAAUUAUUUUAUUAGACAUGAUGUUACCCUUGCAGUGCCAAAUUGUAAUAAAUUGCCUUCACGUUUUGGAGAGCCAUUAGAGGUUACUUACUACCCAUGUUGAUUAUUUCUGUGCAUUUCUAUUGAACUGAAUCCAUUUCUACAUGAUAUUUCAAUACGGUGUUAGUGCCUGACAAAAAUAAAUGGCA